This is a messenger RNA of Penaeus chinensis, 1343 nucleotides long. Its product is annotated as putative GPI-anchored protein pfl2. NCBI's taxonomy places the organism in Eukaryota, Metazoa, Arthropoda, Malacostraca, Decapoda, Penaeidae. The transcript has 5 exons. The record is from RefSeq and is a predicted model, not a curated record. The coding region runs from base 1 to 1071 and encodes 356 amino acids.
AUGCCCCUACAAAAUUGGAUUUCCAAAAAGUUCAAACCUUCAAGAAUUCAAGAUGACUCCUGCUGCAAGAUUGUUGUGGUCCAAAGCAGUCUCUACACUCCAUUUAUUAAACUCCAUUCAUCGCUGAAAUCAUGGAUCAAGCGUUGUAUUCGUAUUAUAUGCAGCUACCAAGGCAGCGGUAACAGGGCGGCCCUCUCACAGCCCGAAGCCCAGAAUGCUUUCCUAGGAGCCGGCCAGCGCGUCCCAGCCAUGCGUCUCUCCGCGCGCCGCUUGGCACUGUGGUGGCUCUCGGCGCUCGUCCUCCUUCCACCGCAUGUCUCGGCCGAGUGCCUGGUGGAAUACAGCGGGGAAGAGAAGCCUUGUACCAGCGAGUGCAUAGUGCCCGAUGACCCCACGCAGAUGCCAUUUUGCGCCACGCACAAGCUAGGCAGUUCUCAAACUGGAAGUUGCCAUGCUGCUUGUGACAGUACCUAUUGCAGUGACGCGUGUAUGCUUAGGAUAGACGAACUGCUAAGUGGCGUAGCAGCAACCACACCUACAACCCAAGUGGUAGCUAGUGCAACUACAGCGCAAAUAGGUGGUAGUACAACCACAACUAUAACGCAAAUGGUAGAUGAUUCAACCACUACAACGCAAGUAGCUGAUGGUACAACCACGACUGUAACGCAAAUGGUAGAUGAUUCAACCACCACAACGCUAGUAGCUGAUGGUACAACGCAAACGGUAGAUGGUUCACCUUCAACAACCGUGACGCCGACUACCAAGCAGGUGGUAGAAAGUACAACUACACCGCCUCGAAGUGAUGGAAGCACAACGACAGUCGGAGUCUCGACGACAAUUCUUCCCACCGUGCAAGCAUCUGGCAGCACAGACAGUGGUACAAGUACAUCGGUAUCUGCCUCGCCAGAGAGUACAAUUGAAGAUUCCAACGCAACAUGGAGUACAACAGACACGCCAACGUCAGCUGGUACUACAUUCCCUACGUCUUUUAUACCAAGUACUAUUUCGCCGCUGACAACUGAUGCUUUUGAAUUUAAUGGCUACUAUCAUCUAAUCUAUCACAAAAUAUGACACUUAAUCCACUAUUGUUCAUUAUCAUCUCCAUUUUAUUUAAUAUUAUCUGUCUUUUUCUAUUCUCUCAAUGCUUUUUUAUUUUCCUAAGCUACUUUUCUACUCGUUUUUGGUGUGAAUGAAUUCAUGGAAGUGAAAAUAAUAGGACGUAUUUCUAAUGUUGCUAAUAAUUUAGAUGUCAUUAAGUUACUGACAAAGCUAACUGACAUCUGUGAUAAAAUGAUAAUAGUAAUAGUGAAUACUACCAUUAUCAUAAGCCACACUGAAUUACU